AUGGCUCCAACGUUACAACAGUGCCCCGUCUGCUUUAACCACUAUAGAAGCACUCCAGACGGGAAGUUAUGUCGGCACGGAGGUAAAGUGAAAGGACAGGAAUGCUCGGGGUCCCGGAAAAAAGUUGAUUCAUCGGGCGCGAGAGCUGCUUCUAGCCGUCGACCGUGUGGACAACCUAAGCUUGGGGUCGGGCGCCCGGACGGAUGCACGCUAAUACCUUGGAGAGCCGGUAGAUGUUUGGCGUGGGAUGUUGCGGUCCCUAGCACCCUUGCCGAACGAUAUGUAAACCUGACAAGUAAAGAAUGCGGUUUGGCCGCGGCCAGGGCAGCGGACGAGAAAAUGAAAAAAUAUGGGAACGCUCUCCCCUCGAUGGAAUUCUUGCCAAUAUGUAUCGAGGUUCUCGGCCCGAUGGACCCCAACACCCUUAAAUUUCUUAAGGCAAUAUGUAAAAUGAUCAGCGUCAGAUCAGGCGACAGCAGGGAACUGUUUUUCGCAACUAACCACAUUUCGUGCUUGUUGCAGCGGUGCUUUCAGAGGGCAAACAUACCCACAAUUAAAGAACCCACGGGUCUUAUGGAGGAAGGUAGCCUCAGGCCCGAUGGGUAUACUAUUUCACCAUGGGCGCAGGGACGUUUCCUUGCUUGGGAUGUUACGUUCCCUCACACCAUGGCUGAAAGGUACAUUAAUUUUACCUCACAGGAGGCGGGUGCCGCUGCCUUAAGAGCCGCAGACUUUAAAAAUUCAAAAUAUGCGGCUCUUGCAGAAAGCAAAAUUUUUCAGCCAGUCUGCAUUGAAACCUUUGGUCCAACCGAUGCUCAGACUCAGAGUUUUCUGAAUGAACUCUGUAGCAGGAUUGUAGAAAUAUCGGGUGACCCAUUAGAUAAGAGUUAUGUAAAACAAUCCUUUUCUAUUUUACUUCAAAAAUAA
Helobdella robusta is the source of this 927-nucleotide messenger RNA. RefSeq lists its product as hypothetical. The coding region runs from base 1 to 927 and encodes 308 amino acids. Lineage: Eukaryota; Metazoa; Annelida; Clitellata; Rhynchobdellida; Glossiphoniidae. The transcript is spliced from 3 exons. The record is from RefSeq and is a predicted model, not a curated record.